Molecule: messenger RNA, 249 nt
Organism: Didymodactylos carnosus
Lineage: Eukaryota; Metazoa; Rotifera; Eurotatoria; Philodinida; Philodinidae
Source: the annotation of a GenBank genome assembly
AUGGCUACAACUAUUGAUAUUGAUAUAACUGAUAUCAUUCAAAAUAAUCCAUUAUUAGAUGAAGCAAUAUUAUCAGAUAUAAUAAAAAAGUUUGACGUUCUCAUACCAAAUACAGAUGAAUUUGAAUCAUUUGAUUCAACAAAAAUUAUUGGAAGACAGCUGAAAUCAGAAUCAUUUAAACCGUUACCGCAGCUGCUUCCAAAAGAAGAUGGUAUUUUACCUUGGCUUAGUACAUACUGGGAAUGGUAG